UCUCUCUUUCUGUGUUUAGAAAUCUGAAAACUUUACAUUACAAACAAUGAUCUUACACAAAUAUAGCUAAACAUCCAAAUCCCAUUUCCUUCAUUUUCAAAACCCAUUUCAUUUCAUUUCUCCAUUACUCAUCUCUCUCUCUCUCUCUGUCUAAACCCCAUUUUCUCUCUCCUUCUCUGUUUUUUUUUUUUCAAAACUUUCACCACCCUCUCCUCCAAAAAAAAAAAACCAAAAAAAUGUUGUGAAUGAAUCUCAUGAGUUUGAGUUUAAUAAGGUGUUCUAGUGGUGAAUGGGUUGCAUGUUCUCUCAAUUGGCUUCAAAAUUUGCCUUCUUUCCGCCGUCGCCGGCGACGUAUCAGAUCAGAAAAGGAGAAGGGGAAGGGGAGGGGAGGCUAACGGUGGUGUCGACGGCGGCGGGGACGGUGGUGGAGGAUAGUUUGUUGGAUGUAUUGAUGAUAGAUACCAAACGUGGGAAUAAGAUAGUGGGAUUUUAUUUGAAGAAUCCUUGUGCGAGACUUACUCUGCUUUAUUCACAUGGAAAUGCUGCUGAUCUUGGUCAACUCUAUGAUCUUUUUCUUCAGCUUAAAGUUAAUCUUAGAGUUAAUCUCAUGGGAUAUGACUAUUCUGGCUAUGGAGCUUCAACUGGUAAGCCUAGCGAAUCGAAUACGUAUGCUGAUAUCGAAGCAGUCUACGAGUGCCUUGAAACCGAGUACGGAGUUAGCCAAGAAGAUUUGAUCUUGUAUGGGCAGUCUGUUGGAAGUGGACCAACGUUGCAUUUGGCUUCUAAAUUGCCGAGGUUGAGGGGUGUCGUCUUGCAUAGCGCGAUCCUUUCAGGUCUACGAGUUCUAUGUCACGUUAAGUUCACCUUUUGCUUUGAUAUUUAUAAGAACAUUAACAAAAUUAAGAAGGUGAAGUGUCCUGUGCUUGUAAUACAUGGCACAGAAGAUGAUGUUGUCAAUUGGCUCCAUGGAAAUGGAUUAUGGAAAAUGUCGAGAGAACCAUACGACCCUCUAUGGAUAAAAGGAGGAGGACACUGCAACUUAGAACUUUAUCCUGACUAUAUCCGCCAUCUUUGCAAGUUCAUUCACGAAAUGGAGAACAUAACCACGAAAAUUCGCCUUAAAAGAAUUCGUCAAACUCUUGACCUGCAAAAAAGAUCCUGUUGCUGUUCAGUUUCUUGUCAUGGAUGGUGCUGCAAAGUCAAAUGUUUGCGACCAAAAUGCUCGAGACCAAGCUGUGCGAGUUGCUGCUCAGUACGGUUGAAAUGUACCGUAUCCUGUAAACCUAGAUGCCCAAAAUGCCCAAAGCUGAGAUGCUGCUUCAGCUGCCCCUCCACCAGUUGCUUUGCUCGGAAGUGCGGCUGCUGCUCUGGUUGUUUUCAAUGGAGAUGCAGCAGUGACUGUUGUUGUAGCAGCUGUUUUCAACGGAGCUGCUGUUGUGAAAGAAGGUCCUCCAAUGAGUGAGAAAAGGGAAGGAUUUUUCAAUGGUGGGUUUGUAUAGAAUGCUUUGCUUUUGUUAACACCCCUUUCUAAAAUUGUGCAGUAGCUUAUAGAACAAGAGGAAGAAGGUAUUUUUAUCAGAUAAAUUCUUUGGGGGGAAGAAGAUUUUAUUGAAUUAUAUUAUUCCUUUCAAUUGGUUAUGUUCAGAAUAUGAAAACUAGCCCUUCUCAAUAGCCCAAUUUCAUCAUUUAUAUCAUCAAAUCGUGAUCGUAGGAUCAUGGUGGCAAUUGAUUACCUUA
Molecule: messenger RNA, 1737 nt
Organism: Cucumis melo (muskmelon)
Lineage: Eukaryota; Viridiplantae; Streptophyta; Magnoliopsida; Cucurbitales; Cucurbitaceae
Exons: 5
Coding region: 290-1462 (390 amino acids)
Source: RefSeq, a predicted model, not a curated record